This is a messenger RNA of Cryptomeria japonica (Japanese cedar), 1492 nucleotides long. RefSeq names its product peroxidase 3. Gene Ontology annotation, molecular function: heme binding; peroxidase activity. Bases 320 to 1351 code for a protein of 343 amino acids. The transcript is spliced from 5 exons. Lineage: Eukaryota; Viridiplantae; Streptophyta; Pinopsida; Cupressales; Cupressaceae. Gene Ontology annotation, biological process: hydrogen peroxide catabolic process; response to oxidative stress. The record is from RefSeq and is a predicted model, not a curated record. Gene Ontology annotation, cellular component: plasmodesma; plant-type cell wall.
AAACCCACAAAACAACACGUAGAUUAGGUGACAGCACAAUAGACAACUACUUUUAAAAAUACUAAAGGAGAUGAAUCAUAAUGCGUGUUCCUGUCUAGAUCCAACUGCCUUAAUUACACUUACCCAUGGCAGGAUCUUCUGAGUAGAGCCGACAAAACUACGACAAUAGAACGCUGGUACUUUUUCUUGGAGGCCCAUUUUACAGCAGCCUUUUGCUUGGGCUUGGUGGUCCUUUAAGCUUGAAGGACUAGAUAAGAGGCUAUAAGUAAAAAUCAAGUGCUUGAAGAAUUAGCACCGUUCGUUCAAGCACUGGGACAGCAUGGAGAAUAGUAAGAGUUUGCUUAUUGCUUUCAUUGUGAUUGUGUGCAUUUUAAGCAAGAUUGAAGGACAGGGGCUCAAAUUAGGGUUCUACGACAGUGUCUGCCCACAAGCCGAAAAGAUUAUACUAAAUUUUGCUAAAAAGCAUAUUAGCUUGGUUCCAGAGAUGGCUGCUCCCCUCCUCAGGAUGCAUUUCCAUGACUGCUUUGUUAGGGUUAGUAUAUAUAUAACAGCUGGUCUCUAUUACUGCUUUGUUAGGGGAUGCGAUGGAUCUGUGCUGUUGAAUUCUACCAAUAGUACUGCAGAAAAGAAUGCAACUCCAAAUCUUACGAUCAGGGGAUUUGAUCUUAUAGAUAAGGCCAAGACUGCUGUAGAGAAGCAGUGCCCAGGGGUUGUCUCAUGCGCCGACAUUAUUGCAUUGAUGGCCAGAGAUUCUAUAUUGGUUGCUCAUGGAAGGCCAUUUUGGAACGUUCCAACUGGUCGCAGAGAUGGACGAAUAUCAAAUGCAUCAGAAGCAUUGUCAAAUAUUCCUGCCCCUACUUCCAACUUCUCGCAGCUCAAUACUUCUUUUGCCAACAAAGGAUUGAGCGUGAAAGAUCUUGUCAUUUUAUCGGGUGCCCACACAAUUGGAAUCGCCCACUGUAGUUCGUUCAAUACCAGGCUUUACAACUUCUCUGGAAACGGGGAUUCAGACGUGGACCCCUCCAUGGACAAAUUCUAUGUAGCCAAUCUCAAGAAAAACAAAUGCAAGAACUCCACCGACAAUUCAACUAUAGUUGAAAUGGACCCAGGGAGCUUUAAGACUUUUGAUCUGAGCUACUACCGGCUUGUGAAGAAAAGGAGGGGUCUUUUUCAGUCAGACGCUGCACUGCUUACAGACGCAAACGCCAAAGCAUAUAUUGACCAAGAGCUUGCCAAUACAAAGGCCACGUUUUUCAGUCAGUUUGCAAAAUCAAUGGAAAAGAUGGGACGAGUAGGUGUCCUCACUGGAAGUGCAGGAGAGAUCAGAAAGCAGUGCGCUUUUGUCAAUUGAAUUCAUCUUUUAUAGCAAUGUAAUUCUUCAUUCAUUUGCAAAGUUGUUGAUGUUGCACUGUUUAAACUCAAUAAUUGUUCAGGUUGUACUAUUUUAGCUCCCUAAUAUGUUUUGAAUAUAUAUUUUGAUGUUACUUUUUAA